AUGGGUUACUGGAUACAGCUGCAACCGCAGCCGAGGAACACGAUCAACGUUCAGCGAACGGAAAUGACGUCGAUCGAGUCGAGAAAUCGGAAUCUAUUCGAACCAAUUCACACGCCACUCGGCCCGUCGACCUACAAGUGUCCGAAUUGCAGUCGUUUCUACUUGCGGAUGUCGUGCUUGAAGCGUCAUAUGCGGGUCGAAUGCGGCAAGGCGCCUAAGUAUCAGUGCAGGAUAUGCCAGGGUUGGUUCAAGUACAAGCACAACAUGACGGCGCAUAUGAAGCUUCACUUCGAGGAGCCCAAGUACCAUUGCGAUGUGUGCUUGAAGAAAUUCUACAGGCGUGACCGUUUAGUGGAACAUCAGAAGAGGUUACAUAAGAUAUUCCCUGUCACAUGA
Messenger RNA from Dufourea novaeangliae, 396 nucleotides. RefSeq names its product zinc finger protein 548-like. Gene Ontology annotation, molecular function: RNA polymerase II transcription regulatory region sequence-specific DNA binding; DNA-binding transcription factor activity, RNA polymerase II-specific. Bases 1 to 396 code for a protein of 131 amino acids. The record is from RefSeq and is a predicted model, not a curated record. NCBI's taxonomy places the organism in Eukaryota, Metazoa, Arthropoda, Insecta, Hymenoptera, Halictidae. The transcript has 2 exons. Gene Ontology annotation, biological process: regulation of transcription by RNA polymerase II. Gene Ontology annotation, cellular component: nucleus.